This is a messenger RNA of Aquila chrysaetos chrysaetos, 486 nucleotides long. RefSeq names its product reticulon-2-like. NCBI's taxonomy places the organism in Eukaryota, Metazoa, Chordata, Aves, Accipitriformes, Accipitridae. The record is from RefSeq and is a predicted model, not a curated record. The transcript has 3 exons. The coding region runs from base 37 to 486 and encodes 149 amino acids.
GAGGGCAACCGGGAGCCCCAUGCGGGGGCCGCCGCCAUGGGGCAGGUCCUGGGCUUCGCCCACUGCAAAGAGGCUCCAUCCACGGCCUCCACCACGCCGGACUCCACGGAGGGUGGCAACGAGGAGUCGGACUUCCCCGAGCUGCAGGCGGCACCGGAGCCCCCCGAGGAGGAAGAGGAGGAUGAGGAUGAAGAUGGGGCAACGGCGGCGGGAGGGGGACCCCGGGGACCCCCCCGGGAACUCACCUUCUCCUACAUCGCCUUUAGAGGCGGGGGGGGAGCCAACGAGCCGGGACCCCGCUGUCGCCGAGACUCCCGUCGCGGACGCCCCCCCCGCCUGAGCUCGGGGCCCCCCGGGGGGUGCCCCCGGGGGCCGGACCCCCGCUUGGCUGCUAGGGCCCCCCCCAAGCGUCCCGAGGAGCCCCCAGCCCCUCCCGAGGGGCAGCUGGAAGUGGGGGGGGGCCCUGCCAGAGUUGGGGAGACCUGA